AUGACUUCCUCCAUGUCGACCAUCCUCAUCUUCGGGGGCACCGGUGGCAUCGGGGAGUCCUUCGCUCGAGCCUUCCACAAAAUGGGCAAAAAGGUCAUCAUCACGGGACGUCGCCAGUCCCGCCUUGCCGAACUGGCCAGGGAGCUAUCCGGCCUCGAGACUUACCUCAUGGACAACAGCGACCUGGCUGCUCUCCCGAGUCACGUCCAGGCCAUCCUUUCCCAACACCCCGACAUCGAUACGGUGUGGGUCAACUCCGGGAUCCAGUACCAGGGCAACCUGCUGUCUCUCGACAACUUCUCCGACGAAAAAAUCAUCACCGAGACCAACACCAACUUGACGGCGCCGAUCAUCCUGGCGCGCCACUUCAUCCCGCACCUGCUGUCCCUCGGCCGCGAGGCGACCUUCAUGAUCACGUCGUCCGGGCUGGGAUACGUGCCGAUGGGGCUGUUCCCGGUGUACUGCGCGACGAAAGCGGCCGUGCACUCGUUCCUGGUCAGCCUGCGCGAGAGCCUCCACGGGACCAACGUCAACGUGAUCGAGAUCGCGCCGCCAUACGUGCGCACCGACCUCGACGCCGCCAACCGGCUGGACACGGUCGUGACGCCCAUGGAGCUGGACGACUACACGACGAGGACGCUGGCGAUUCUGGAGAGGCCGGCCAAGGAGAUCAAGGAGGCCGCCGUGGGGUUUGCCGAGAUGGUCUCCACGAAGUGGAGGGAGGCGUAUGGUCCGGUGCUGAGCAUGAGGCAUUCGACCGGUUGA
Messenger RNA from Fonsecaea erecta, 765 nucleotides. RefSeq lists its product as hypothetical. Lineage: Eukaryota; Fungi; Ascomycota; Eurotiomycetes; Chaetothyriales; Herpotrichiellaceae. Gene Ontology annotation, cellular component: membrane. The transcript has a single exon. The record is from RefSeq and is a predicted model, not a curated record. Bases 1 to 765 code for a protein of 254 amino acids. Gene Ontology annotation, molecular function: oxidoreductase activity.